AUGCCAGCCUCGGAGCCUCUCAGCCGGGGCCCGGAUGAGGGCCCGGAAGAUUGGGGGGCCGCUACUCGUUCGCCAUGGGGCAGCGGGAGAAGGGUCCCACAGGCUCGAGCCAAGAAGCUGCGGCAGAAGGUGCAGGCGAAGAAAAGUUUCAAGAAAGACUUCAAGCCGAACAAACCAACCCUGUCCACUCCAACCCGUGAUCGUUCCUACGCGCCUGUCGGGCAGUGCCCUUACGACAGCAAAUCUCUGAUCCUCGUGGUGGGCGAUGGGGAUUUUUCCUUCGCUAGGGGCCUAGCGAAGAGGAUUGGGUCAGGAGAGAAGUUGUAUGCUACAUCGCUGGAUUCUUCGCAAACCGUCUUGCAAAAGUAUAACUCGGCGCCGGCGAACCUACAAUUCCUUAAACAGGCGCAUGCUAAUAUUCUCCACAACGUCGAUGCAACGAAGCUGGAAAGAUCCUUCAAGAGCGAGCGGUUCGAUCGAAUCAUUUUCAACUUCCCCCACUGCGGGGACCAGCGCGUCCAUCUCAACAGGGAGCUCCUCCUCAACUUUUUCAGGAGUGCCAGGGACUUCCUGAGAGACGAAGGACAAAUCCACGUCACCAUUAAGGUGAGACCGCCGUACUCGGAAUGGGGUGUAGAGGAGAGAGCGAAAGAAGCAGGGCUCAUCCUCCGCAAGAUUAUUCCUUUUGAUCAAAGAUUGUAUCCGGGGUAUCGACAUCAGACCACCAAGGCUGAUGCCAAGACUUUCGUCGCAGCCAGCGAGCAGGAGGCAAAGUUGUGCAAGACCUUCGUCUUCGUCUCUGUCAAGAAACCUCCUCCGCCCCCUGAAGCUCCAAAACCUACAAGCGGCAAGGAGGGAAGCGCAGAUACCAAGGAGAAGGUUGACCCAACGAGUUUCUGGGAUAAGAAAACGCUGGCAGAAUUGUCCAAGGAGAUCCAAGCGAUGGUGACACAUGCGGACAAGGGUGGAUGGGGUGGAGCGGAGGAGAAGUACAAGGAUGUCGACAAGGAGGAGGAUAUCGAUGACCAAGACAUCGACGCGACUCUCGACCAGGAGGAAGCACAGCAUCUCUCUCGUGCUGGCUGGAAAGGACUACUAAAGGCCUUUGGGGAAGAGCUGCCAAGAUCCGCUGGAAAGGAGCCGAACGCGUCAGCAUCACACAAACUUCCCUCCUUGCGCCUCGCAGGAGAUGGGAGGAAGCUCAUAAAGGCCCUCUGCUACCGGAGGUCGUCGAUGGGCAUGAUGGUUGAGAGUCAAAACGGGAUUGACUGGUCUCACCUGAUUGGGGGGUACCCAGUCCUUGACACCAUGGAGGAGAAGCUCGAUCUGGUGUCGGAGGUGUCCUCUGAAAAAUAUAGCAGUGAAGCUCCAGUAUGCACCGACACGUCCUCAGCUGUUGGCAAGUUCAUGGAGCUGAGCAGAAAUUCGCCAAGCGGAUGA
Molecule: messenger RNA, 1440 nt
Organism: Guillardia theta CCMP2712
Lineage: Eukaryota; Cryptophyceae; Pyrenomonadales; Geminigeraceae
Exons: 13
Coding region: 1-1440 (479 amino acids)
Biological process (GO): rRNA base methylation
Cellular component (GO): cytoplasm
Molecular function (GO): rRNA (uridine-N3-)-methyltransferase activity
Source: RefSeq, a predicted model, not a curated record